AUGGCCCUAUCAUCAUCAUCUUCCUCUCAAAAGGGCAUUGUAGUUACAGUCCCAGUCCUAGUGCUAUCUGCGACAGCCGCUGCAAUCUUCUUUCUCUUCCUGUUUUCCUCUAUCUCCUCUCCUCCAUCUUGUUCUUGCCGCACCACCGGUGAAUCCACCGUUGAGAGUACAGUCUCCGCCGUCGAAAGUGGCGGACGUCGGAUCUCGGCCACGAGGGAGGAUGUUGAAUGGGUCAAGAGUCAGAUCCAUGAGAAUGGACUGCAUAUGCAAGACAAUGUGCUCCGUAAAGGCAUAAAUCCUCGCACUCGCGCUCAACAGCUCCAAGAUUUGAUCGGAUUCAAGGGCAUAUCACACUAUGAAGGGGAAGAAGCAAACAAUCACACGGCUCUACCGUGCCCUGGUGAGCUUCUGGUGGAACAGCACCACAGCAACUACGGUGAGCCCUGGGCGGGUGGGCGAGACGUGUUUGAGUUUCUUGCUGAGUCUACCCAUCUAUCGCCAGACUCACGCGUUCUGGAAAUUGGGUGUGGCACACUUCGCGUAGGCUUGCAUUUCAUCCGUUAUUUGGACCCACAACACUUCCACUGUCUGGAGCGAGACGAGCUUUCGUUAAUGGCCGCAUUUAGGUACGAGCUUCCAUCCCAAGGUUUAUUGCAUAAGCGGCCUCUGAUUGUGAGAGGUGAAGAUAUGGAUUUUAGCAGAUUUGGAUCUGGUGUUAUGUAUGACUUGAUAUAUGCCAGUGCGGUUUUUCUUCAUAUGCCUGAUAAACUUGUUUGGUUUGGAUUAGAGAGGUUAGUGGGUAGGUUGAAACCUCUAGAAGGUCGAAUUUUUGUAUCACAUAAUAUAAAGUUCUGUUCACGGCUUGGGGGAGAGGAAUGUACAAAAAGGUUAAAAAGUAUAGGGCUCGAGUUUGUUGAGAAGCGCACACAUGAUAGUUUACUUUUCAAUCACUAUGAGAUUUGGUUUGAAUUUAGGCGAACUAAGGCUUAGGAAUUUCUGAAUUCGAUUUAUUGGUUGUCUGUAUCACUGAGAAAAGUAAUGAAGCUUCAGCAGAUGGAAUCUUUCUGCGUUUUGGGCUGCCCCUCGUUUGGCAACAUUCUUAUGUUUGGUCUCUAUAUAAUGUCGAUGUUUGUUGGUGGAAAAGAUAAGUUUGGCUUAUUACCCUUGUUGGUCCCGUUAGUAUUUGGAGGGUGCACUAUGGGGAAGAACAUAUGUAACCUAGAUUCUCCAGCUAUUUAUUGCAGAUUGUGAAAUGGUGAGAAUUAUGCCAUAUUUGGGAAUUCCCAUGUGUAAUUUGUAAUCAACAUUUGAAAUGCUAGUUGCAGCAAAGAUUUUAAUUUGCAGAUUUGUGCCAUUUAGUG
Messenger RNA from Ilex paraguariensis (yerba mate), 1361 nucleotides. The record is from the annotation of a GenBank genome assembly. Lineage: Eukaryota; Viridiplantae; Streptophyta; Magnoliopsida; Aquifoliales; Aquifoliaceae.